AAUAAAAGACUCAACGGAGUGGAAAGGGUGUACGACAUACAGAUACAUCAAGCAGCCUGUGAAUGUUUCCUGUGUUGGAAAUACAAGUUUAUCACUUAGAAGAGCAUAUGACCCAAGUUGUGUUGUACGCAGUGAUAGAGGUGAUCGAAUAACUGUGUGUCCUGUGCGCCAUGGGCCUUUUCUAAUUCAAGGUGUAAACUAGCGAAGAACAACGGGAAGGUUUAGGUGUCGUUUUUGUCAGGACUGCACCAAAAUGGACCUGUAUACAGUCUACGUUUUCGUGUUUCUUUUUGUGACAACUAAAGCAUUACCGAGUGUAACGGCUGAGUGCUCGGAAAACAUGGGUAAUUACGUCAUGAAAGCAGAAGUGGUCAUUCCAGACACAGACCCCUUUGAGUACAUUACAUUUGUUAAAGAUGGACAGGAGUUGGACGGCUGCAGCACACAAAACGGACAGAUUACAGGAACAGGAACAACUGGCAACCCUUACACUAUUACUAUUACCAUAGACCCAAAUACUCCUGACGUCGGUUCCGUUGACUGCGGAUUUGUGCGCGUGGACAGAAACUACACCUGGAUAUUGAAAACUGUGCAAACAACGCCUCCAGUUGGAGAGGGUUUGACUUACAAUUUUCCUAUCAGAUGCGAUUAUAGUGAUCCUGCCUCUGUCAUUAUGGUCGACGGCACAGGCGAAAACGUUACACGAGUAGAACUGAAUCACGUAACUAAGACCGUAGAGCUUAGCGUUGUCAAGGAUGACAUGACAGAAUAUGCUGCGGGUGAGCCUUACAUGCUCGGUGACAGGGUACGACUAAGAAUUCAUGUCAUGGAAGAUGGUACGGGAGUUUAUGGUUACAGUUGUGAUGCCUGUAACACGCCGAAUUGUGGCGACCUGGUCUAUCCACUUGUUGAUGAGGAAGGGUGUGAGACGCCGUCAUUUGCAUCAAUCCUUAACGGUGACGUCGCAGACACUCCAGUCGGCACGUUCAUGGUUCCGGGUAAUAACGGGUUAAAAGGGAUGGCUUUUACUAGAGAAUUCUCUCUCUUUCGCUUCGCUCUUACAAGUGAAGUCUACUUCAGAUGCAACUUGGGAUACUGUGAGGAUGAAGCCAAUGGUUUCUGUUCAAAUCACUGUGCUGUGGUAAGAGGUCUCCGAAGGCGAAAGCGGUCUUCCGAUAGGGUCAUUUCCGGUGACUGGAUGGUUAGCGUAAUAACUGUGACUGGAGAAGAUGGAGGGCAUGUCAUUGAUCACCCUGAUCGACCGAGCAUUGGAGACUAUUCAGAAGUGAAGCAUUGUUUGCAGGAGCCUGAAUACAUCGGAGUACUUGCCGUUUUGGGAACAGGGUUUCUAGGAUGCAUUGUGGUUGGAUCAUUAAUAAGCCACAAGCUGAACUUGAAAUAAAAUUUAAAAAUGCAAGAAGAAUAACGGACAUAAAAAUCUUUUAAUGUAACUUUGAAUGUUAUAUGUACACAUGUAACUAUAUUUUACUUACCGUGGGCAGGACUGGAUAUAAAAUGUGAACAUGUGAUCGAUUUUUAGGACUUGCAAAAACAUUUUUGAUUUAUUGUUUCCAUUGUCGCUACAUUUGCAUUACUUUCUUCUAUGCCUUGACUAAGAAAUAAUAAAGUUUACCUCAGUCACAAGCAGGCUAAAUCUA
Liolophura sinensis is the source of this 1658-nucleotide messenger RNA. RefSeq lists its product as uncharacterized. The transcript has 10 exons. The record is from RefSeq and is a predicted model, not a curated record. NCBI's taxonomy places the organism in Eukaryota, Metazoa, Mollusca, Polyplacophora, Chitonida, Chitonidae. Bases 254 to 1402 code for a protein of 382 amino acids.